Salvia hispanica is the source of this 2599-nucleotide messenger RNA. Its product is annotated as auxin response factor 1-like. The record is from RefSeq and is a predicted model, not a curated record. Gene Ontology annotation, cellular component: nucleus. NCBI's taxonomy places the organism in Eukaryota, Viridiplantae, Streptophyta, Magnoliopsida, Lamiales, Lamiaceae. Gene Ontology annotation, molecular function: DNA binding. Gene Ontology annotation, biological process: regulation of DNA-templated transcription; response to hormone.
UUCAACGAGGCAAGACCAUCCACCCACAACGUCCCUUCUCUCCCGGAAUCUUCUCUGUUUUUUUGUUUAUUUUUGGAAAAAUCAAUAAACUGAUUAUCCGGAGCUGAAUUCGGUUUGUAAACUGAUUAUUGAGCCGCAAGAUUAGUGAAGGAGAAUCCCGCGGUCAUGAUAGCAAGAUAAAUAUGGCAACGGCGUAUUUUUCUAGGGUUUCCGUGGCGCGCAUCAAAUUCUUUGACGCCUGAUUCGUGUAUGCGAUCUUGACUAUAUCAAACGAGAGGAAUCACAAAGUUGGCCAGUGGCAUUACUUGAAUUUUCGUUACUUUUAUGAUGGCCAACCAUGCUGCGAAUCAUUUUGCUGGAGGGCUCCCACCCCCAGGGCCCCUAAAUGAAGCUUUGUUUAAAGAACUUUGGCAUGCCUGUGCUGGACCACUUGUCAGCGUUCCACGUGAAGAUGAACGAGUUUAUUACUUUCCGCAAGGUCACAUGGAACAGCUCGAAGCAUCUACACAUCAGGGACUGGAUCAGCAACUUCCUUCAUUCAACUUACCUAGUAAAAUCCUAUGCAAAGUGAUGAAUGUUCAACUUCGGGCUGAACUAGACACAGAUGAGGUGUAUGCUCAAAUAACGCUUCUCCCGGAACACGAUCAAAGUCCAGUCACAAGUCCUGAUCCUCCUCUACCAGAGCCUGAAAAAUGCACUGUUCAUUCAUUUUGUAAGACUCUCACUGCUUCUGAUACCAGCACCCACGGUGGAUUCUCUGUGUUGAGAAGACAUGCUGAUGAUUGUCUGCCCUCACUGGAUAUGUCUCAACAACCACCCAGCCAGGAGUUGGUAGCUUCCGAUCUUCAUGGGAAUGAAUGGCAUUUCCGUCACAUUUUCCGAGGUCAACCAAGGCGUCAUUUAUUGACUACUGGCUGGAGUGUGUUUGUCAGUGCAAAGAAAUUGGUUGCAGGAGAUGCUUUUAUCUUCCUAAGAGGAGAAAAUGGGGAACUCCAAGUAGGUGUGCGCAGGCUUAUGAGACAAGCAAGUAACAUGCCAUCUUCUGUUAUAUCAAGUCACAGUAUGCAUCUUGGGGUUCUUGCAACUGCAUCUCAUGCCAUCUCCACCGGAACCUUAUUUUCAGUCUUCUAUAAACCAAGGACUAGCCGAUCUGAAUUUAUAGUAAGUGUUAACAACUAUCUUGAAGCUCAAAAUCACAAGCUUUCGGUAGGGAUGAGGUUUAAGAUGAGAUUUGAAGGUGAAGAGGUACCUGAAAGAAGGUUCAGUGGGACUAUUGUUGGUGUUGAUAAUAAUUCUUCAUCUCGAUGGCCUGAUUCCGCAUGGAGAUCACUGAAGGUCCAGUGGGACGAACCUUCGGCAAUAGUACGUCCAGAUAGAGUUUCAGCAUGGGAAACAGAACCCCUAGUUGCGACAACUCCUCCAAACACUCAGACUCAACAAAGGAAUAAGCGGGCACGGCCACCUGUUUUGCCUCUUCCAAUGCAAGAUUUAUCUCCACUUUGUAUGUGGAAGUCACCGGCUGACUCCCCGUCAGCAUUUGCCGGUUGUGAUCCAUCACGUGGUCGAGGCACAUAUCAGUCGCCUAAGCUCAGUGAUGGAACCAGAAUUAGCAGAAUCAAUUUUAAUGAGAACUUCCUACCUAUCUUGAGCAACUCCGGAUACCAGCCUAAUCAAAUAGCAACUGCAGCAGAGUCAUUUGCUCCUCUAAGUGAAAAAAGGCAGGCAAAUGGCUGCAGGCUGUUUGGAAUCGAGUUGCUUGACCAGUCUCGUAUUGAAGAUACAUCACCAGCCAUUCAGUCCGAAACAGCUAUUGAGGAUUCUCAUGUUCCUGUAGAUGCUGAAUGUGAACAACAUUCUGGACCAUCAGACUGUAAACCUUCUGAUGCUCCCUCAGUCAGUUGUGAUCCUGAUAAGUCAUGCCUUGGAUCCCCUCAUGAUGCACACACUAGGCAAAUCCACAGCUGCACAAAGGUUCACAUGCAAGGAAUUGCUGUUGGAAGAGCAGUGGACUUGACCAGGUUUGAUUGCUAUGAGGAUCUGCUCAAGAAAUUUGAAGAGAUGUUUGAACUUAUAGGGGAACUCUCUGUGUCAACAAAGAAAUGGCAAGUUGUCUACACAGAUGCUGAGGAUGACAUGAUGAUGGUUGGAGAUGAUCCAUGGCAUGAAUUUUGCACCAUGGUGAAGAAGAUAUAUAUCUACUCAACCGAGGAAGCCAAGAGGCUCUCGCCCAAGAUAGCAGAGGUCAAAUCUGGGAAGCUCCUCCUGUCUGAUGCAGCUGUUGGCACUGAAGAACAUUCUUCAACCGUUAAAUCUGGUUACUGAUGGGAUCGGGAAAUGGUCAAUGACGAUGGAGAUGAAACCAACAGUUGACCAGCAAUUUUGUUUUUAAGCAGCCAAGAUGCCAUGCUGGUGAGGCGAAAGUGGUGGUUUUUGUUUGCGAUCAGGGAGAGUGGUGCCACGACUACGAGGCUCUGUGAUAGUAUAAUUUUUUUUAGGAGAAUCUCAUGAUGGUUUUGUUGCUUGGAUCUGACUUGGUCUGUUUGUGUACUGUAGUCUCUAGGCAUUUUAUGUAUAUAUAAUACCACUUGUAUUUCUUGAA